CCGGCGUCUUUGAAAUUUCUAGGUUCGGAAUCUAAUCAACGCUUGAUGCUGCACCACUACCUGUAACUUUAGUGUCGGAUAUGGGCUCUCUUUGCUCGAAGUCGUCCACCCACAACGGCGGUCAUACUGUUUUGGGCUCUAAUUCUUCGGCCCAGGUUCUCGGCGGGAAUGCUCCGUCUGAACAAAGUUCUCGUGUGGAUCCACGCAGCGCUGCUGCUCAGGCGGCGGAACGAAGAAUGAAAGAGGCGCAGACACGGGGCACCAAUGCUUCGAACCCGAACCAGGGUCGUCUCGCGGCGCAAGCUGAAGCGGCAGCUCGAAACGCCAACAAGGCCCUGCCGUCGGAAAGGGAGGACUCGAGGCUCGUGUGGGACUGAUUCUUGUUGGACACAUUCAUUAUCUGCGUACCUACGGGACCGACGCAGCUAUCAUGGCCGCGAGCAGCUUCUUUGUGCGGAUCUCGUCAUAUCUAUGCCGCUGUCCCUCGUUCCUCUCUCUCGGGAGGUCAUCCGGACAUCUGUAGGGGACUAACGUAUACCUCAGACCUCGUUGCUACCACGAUCAUUAUAUCUGUUUACAGGGUCAAAAGGUGUAGCUUUGGCCUUCCCAUUCCCCACUUAGUAUCCCG
Gloeophyllum trabeum ATCC 11539 is the source of this 628-nucleotide messenger RNA. RefSeq lists its product as uncharacterized. The record is from RefSeq and is a predicted model, not a curated record. The transcript is spliced from 3 exons. The coding region runs from base 81 to 377 and encodes 98 amino acids. NCBI's taxonomy places the organism in Eukaryota, Fungi, Basidiomycota, Agaricomycetes, Gloeophyllales, Gloeophyllaceae.